AUGCUUGGCUGCCGCCUGCAAAGUCUCGACGCUGCAAGCGAUGCUGCUCUUGCAAUAGCGACCGCUCCGAGUGAUGUCUCUAAUAGCAAAAUCGAGACUGAUUGCAAGCUCGCGGCUAAGCUCCUGCCUGGCACUUGCCAAGUCGAAGGUGAGUGGGGGCAUACCAGACUCAUUUGACGCACUCCAAAUGGACCGUCCGUCAAUGUCAACGUUCGUCAGUCGUCAAGUCGGUGGCUGUCGGUAGCGCGCGCUGUUUCAGAAGAGAGAAAGUAUUGUGUUCACAAGUGGGGCCAACUUCACUCAAUUACUAA
Ceraceosorus bombacis is the source of this 311-nucleotide messenger RNA. Lineage: Eukaryota; Fungi; Basidiomycota; Exobasidiomycetes; Ceraceosorales; Ceraceosoraceae. The record is from the annotation of a GenBank genome assembly.